CCGAAACAGCUGAAAAAAAACACCGUUCGGUAGAAUGCGGGGGUCUCUUUUUUGACUGAAACAUCAAACCUGUCCGUCUGUCAAAUACUCAAAAAUAGUUUUUGCAAAAUGGCAGCCACACGAAGACUUCAAAAGGAACUUGCCGACAUCCGUGCAUCCGGCCUCAAGUCGUUCAGAGAUAUCACAGUCGACGAGGGAAAUCUGCUGCUAUGGUCGGGUCUGAUCGUUCCGGAAAAUGCUCCCUACAACAAAGGUGCGUUCAGGAUCGAGAUCACGUUCCCGGCCGAGUACCCAUUCAAGCCACCAAAAAUUUGCUUCAAAACCAAAAUCUACCAUCCAAACAUAGAUGAGAAGGGCCAGGUGUGCUUGCCCAUCAUCAGCGCUGAAAAUUGGAAACCGGCAACGAAGACUGAUCAAGUUAUUCAAGCUCUCAUAGCACUGGUCAACGAUCCAGAGCCAGAACACCCGCUCCGUGCCGAUCUAGCCGAGGAGUAUCUAAAAGACCGCAAAAAGUUCACCAAGAACGCGGAAGAGUACACCCGGAAGCACAGCGAGAAGCGACCGGAAUAAGCAACACCCUUCUUCAACUCUCCCCCAUUUUUAUUUUAUUUUUUGUUUGUCGCCCAUCCUCAGCAUCAGAGAAGAAGCAAAUCCAAAUCACAAAACCAACACACAAACACAAGUUUUUCGUUGUGUAUACUUAAAUUCAUCUAGUAUUUUUUUCUCUAUUUAAAAAAAGCUCCUUAUUUAAAAAUAACGACAUCAACCUGUGUCUCGUUGCAAGGUCAACGUAAAAAAGAAUAAACAUGAUAAUAAAUUCGAAUAGAUGAAUUGACACUGUUUUAUUUGUUGUGUUGAACCUUUUUUUUACUUUUCUAUCAUUUUCGCUUAAAAACUCAUCUACUCAACUUUAUAAUUUUACUCCCAGUUUAAACCACGAAUGACUGUUAACACCUAAUGGUCGUGAAUAACGCUUUUCUUUUUAUUAAAUAUUGUAACAUGCUUUAACAUACGCAAAGGAAAAAAAAUCUUAGGAAGCCGCUUUUUGGAAGCACUAAUUCAUCAACAGUUGCCACUCCGAAAUGGAGAGAAAGAAAGUAAAAAUGAAAUGUGUGGUAAUGUAUUUAAUAUAGAAACAAUAUGUACUAUUGUAACACGUCUGUGACAGCAAAGAAUAAACUGCGUUCUAAUUGAAAAAAAAAAAAUAAACUAGAGAAAAGAAAAUAUGUUCAAUAAAACAAGAAAAGAGCUAAUGUUGAAAGCAAGUGUUGUGUAUUGUAAACAAAGUAGCAAUAAAUUGAUAAGGUCGGCGAAUUUCGGAACAGUGGUAA
Messenger RNA from Culex quinquefasciatus (southern house mosquito), 1331 nucleotides. RefSeq names its product ubiquitin-conjugating enzyme E2 L3. NCBI's taxonomy places the organism in Eukaryota, Metazoa, Arthropoda, Insecta, Diptera, Culicidae. The record is from RefSeq and is a predicted model, not a curated record. The transcript has 4 exons. The coding region runs from base 109 to 570 and encodes 153 amino acids.